Neoarius graeffei (lesser salmon catfish) is the source of this 783-nucleotide messenger RNA. RefSeq names its product axonemal dynein light intermediate polypeptide 1-like. The transcript has a single exon. The record is from RefSeq and is a predicted model, not a curated record. Gene Ontology annotation, cellular component: filopodium; axoneme. NCBI's taxonomy places the organism in Eukaryota, Metazoa, Chordata, Actinopteri, Siluriformes, Ariidae. Gene Ontology annotation, molecular function: dynein heavy chain binding. The coding region runs from base 1 to 783 and encodes 260 amino acids.
AUGAUUUCUUCUACUGACUCUUUGCUGAAGUAUGACUGCCCCGAGCUGGUGAGCAAAAAAAACGAGACGAAAUCGUCAAAGGAUCAGGCUUUGAAGGCGACUCCCACGCAGCCUGCCUCUGUUCCAGUUCCACCUUCAACCAAACACAGAAGCUCUUCAUCUGAUGCCAUUAAUCAGCAAACAGAGGAUGUUCUUCAUGUCAUCCUUCCACCACGGAAAUGGAUGGAGAAUGAUGAGCUGUGGGUACAGCAGGUGUCCAGCAGGCCAUGCACCCGGACAGAUGUCAUUCAGCUGCAAGAAGAACUGGAUCUCAAACUGUAUCAGAGACAGGCCAGAGAUAUGGGCAUCUGCCCUGUCCGCAGAGAGCUCUACACACAGUGCUUUGAUGAGCUACUCAGACAAGUUACCAUCAGUUGUGCUGAGAGAGGAUUGCUGCUUUCACGAGUAAGAGAUGAGCUGCGCAGGACUAUCUCUGCCUAUCAGACCCUGUUUGAGACCAGUGUGGCCUUCGGCAUGAGGAAAGCUCUGCAGGCUGACCAAGGGAAAAUGGACACUGAGAAGAAGAUUGCAGACUUGGAAAAUGAGAAGAGCGAGCUGGAAAGACAGCUGAAUGAGCAGAAGGCUAUAUUUGAGGCAAUUGAGAGACAAGAAAAUGAACGGCGACAAAUAGAAGAGAAGAAGCAUGCUGAGGAGACCGAGUUUCUCAAACGUACCAACUUGCAACUGAAAAACCAGUUGGAUGCACUCAUUACCCCAAUGGAACGUGCACAGCUGGACAGAUAG